This is a messenger RNA of Cyclospora cayetanensis, 2553 nucleotides long. RefSeq lists its product as uncharacterized. The record is from RefSeq and is a predicted model, not a curated record. Lineage: Eukaryota; Apicomplexa; Conoidasida; Eucoccidiorida; Eimeriidae. Gene Ontology annotation, biological process: DNA replication initiation; DNA replication. Gene Ontology annotation, cellular component: nuclear origin of replication recognition complex; nucleus. Gene Ontology annotation, molecular function: DNA replication origin binding. The transcript is spliced from 2 exons.
AUGUCUGCGGCGUCGAAGCCGCCACCCACUACUGGAGACGCUACAGCCGCUGCUGCUCCGAGCAGCGCCUCCAGAAGUGCCUCACCUUCCGCAGCGACAGCAGAGGGAGCUGCAACAAAUGCAGCGGCCGUCGAGACAGCCUCCGUAUCGACUGUCAAGAGGGCUGCCCUCGCUGCCCUAAGGACUGCGGAAGUCGCGCCUUCCAAACGUCUCGCCUCCACGCAAGACUCUUCAUCACAGCCGCGUCGGCCUGCGCUGUCUGAGCAGCACCAGGAAACACCCGCCUCCUGCCCCCCUGCCGCAUCCCCAGGCGCAGCCUCGCCUGUUUAAGCGUCCUCAGCAGCAGAAGCACAAAACGCAAAUGCCUUUCUUCCCAUGGGGUCACCUGCACCGCCACGUCGCAUCCAUCAGCAGCUCGAAGGAAGCCUGCUAGGCCAGCCGGCAACGCCCCUUGCCUCCGCUCGAAGGAGGCUGCCUGCUGGAGCAGCGAGUUGCGACAGUGCAGCCGCGGAAGUCUGCGCGCUAGAAGCUGUCCCUCUCCCCUUUCGGAAGGGCUUUAGGCGCGUGGCUGGAGCAGCUGGCCUCCUCAGGCUGCCACAGCUGUCGCAGCUCUUCGGCUUGCUAGGAGAUCUCAGAGCGCCUCUCCCUUUGUUGCAGAUUGUGGGGCCUGCAGGCAGCGGCAAGAGCUUUCUGAGUCGGCUGCUGAUGAGCGAGUGCAGUGUUGCCCACGGAUAUGCAGAUGCUGCGACAGCCGCAGCAGUGGAUGGAUCGGCAGGCCGUCAUCUGCUGUACUUGGACCUUCUGCGGAGUCUCGCAGUCUCUCUGAAGGAGGAAGCGGAAGCGUGCUGUGCGCCUCUGUUAUUGGCGCAGCAGCAGGAGCAGCAGAGCAGGGGAGAGGCAGGGGCCGCGGGAGACGCCGCCGCCUCGUCGGAGAUGCAGCAGCACUUCGCCGCGCUGAAGCAGCAGCUCAAGCUGUUGCAGCAGGAGUGCAGCAGAGCAGCGAAGACGGGAGUAACUACCCCGGACGGCUUCGUGGAGUCUCUGGGGAGGCAACUUGCAGCUUCAGCGGCAGUUCUCGCUGCUGCGGCAAGUGCAGGGGUCGCGGCAUGCGGAUGGGAAGGCGCAGAUGCGGCGCAGCAUGAAGCUCGAAGCAGGGCAUCAAGGAGUGCAGUGCUACUGGUGGAUGGGAUGCAGCCUCUGCGCCAGCUGAUGCCAGAGCUGCUGCAAGCCUUUCUGAGGCUUCCUGAGCUUUUGUAUGGAGGCGCUACUGCAGCAUCAGGGGGGGAAAGCGGCACCAGGAGCUGCCGAGGUGUCUGUGUGAUUCUGAUAUGCCGAAGGCCUCUGGCUCCAGAGGCUUUGGAUGGUCUUCCUCCGCCCCCCCAUGUGCUGUUUCGAGCGUACGAUCGAGAUGCCGCUUCCUUUGUACUGCAGCGCAGCUUCCAGCAGCUGGCGCUGCCUCUGCUGCAGGUAGCUCUUGAAUCUGCUCCCCCCAACUUCCCGUUUUCUCUGCGGAUGCAGUGGUGCCUCCCCGACCCCGCUGAUCAACUGGCGCAAGGCGGUGCAGCGGCAGAGGCGGCAGUCGAAGAGGAGAGCGGAGUGUGGUUGGUUUCUGCGCAGUCUGGAAAAGCAGACGUGUUGGCCAUAUGGCGGAAAUUCUGCGGGGAUGUUUGCCGCUGCCUUUAUCAGCAUGCAGCGAGUGAUUUCUGGCAGCUGCGAUUUUUGUGUAGAGAGCUUUGGAGCCAGGCGCUGCAGCUGCUGCUGAGGACGCACCAGCUGGGCUCCCUCGAUUUGCUGCAUGAGCAGCUGCGCAGCAGCUGUGCUGCUGCCGCUGCCGAGCCGUUUUCUCGCUUGCUGCCAGAUCUCGUGGACUGCAGAGUCAGCAGCGCAGCAGCAGCCAGCUUCUGGGGAGGGCACUUGGCCGCAGCAGACAGUGCUGCACGGCUGUUGCAGUUGCCGCGGCUGGCGCGUCUCCUGCUGGUCGCUGCAUUCCUCGCGGCAUACACCCACCGGAAAGACGACAAGAGGCACUUGGAGGAUGCAUUUGGCAGCGGCUUGAUGCUGAGAAGACGCAUCAAGCCGCGGAAGGCCCCUGAAGGGGCCUUUGUUGUGCUUCAUGGAGGGGUGUGCGUGCCAAAGGCAUUGCCCAAGACGUUUUCGCUGAUGCGCUGGCUGUGCUUAGCCGAGAUGCUGCAGCGCCAGCCUCUGGUAUUGGAGUGUCCUUCUCUCCUGCAGCAUGUCAGCUGCCUCCUCCGACUGGGUCUGGUGGCUGUCCAUACACCCGCGCUGCUGCUGCAGCAGCGAGCAGCUGCUGCUGGCGGGGGACUCACCUGGCUGCACACUGCGGGAUGGCUCGUUCACAAAACUAGGGAGGCUCGUAGUAUUCCGGCGGCAGCGGCUGCGGCUGCUGCUCGGGUUGCAGCUUCAGGGGGAGGAGUUUCUGGGGGCGGCUCUGAUCUCCUGCAUCCUUCGGCCAAACUGACCCUCCUCGCAGACACGGAGGUGGUUGUUGGUGCGGCUCAGAGCCUUAAGCUAAAGCUAGACGAGCUACUGUAA